This is a messenger RNA of Mucor velutinosus, 1101 nucleotides long. RefSeq lists its product as uncharacterized. Gene Ontology annotation, molecular function: FMN binding; oxidoreductase activity. Lineage: Eukaryota; Fungi; Mucoromycota; Mucoromycetes; Mucorales; Mucoraceae. Bases 1 to 1101 code for a protein of 366 amino acids. The transcript has a single exon. The record is from RefSeq and is a predicted model, not a curated record.
AUGAGCUCUCAAGCAUUAUUCUCUCCUGUCAAGGUCGGUGCCAACACUCUCAAGCACCGUGUUGUCCUUGCUCCAUUGACUCGUUUCCGUGCUACUCCUGAAGCCGUGCCUACUGAUCUCCAGGCUAAAUAUUACGAGCAACGUGCUUCUGACGGUGGCCUCUUGGUCACUGAAGCUACCUUCAUCUCCCGUCUUGCUGGUGCCUACCCUCAAGCUCCUGGUAUUUACAACAAGGAGCAAAUUGAAGGUUGGAAGAAGGUAACAUCUGCUGUCCAUGCCAAGGGUGGCGUCAUCUUUUUGCAAUUGUGGCACAUUGGUCGUGUGGGAUCAAAGUACCUCAAUCCCAACCAAGAACAAGUUGUAAGUGCUUCUGACAUCCCCUGCCCUGGUAAGACCAUGCAAGGCACUGAUUACGAAGUUCCUCGUGCUCUUACUGUGGAUGAAAUCAAGUCUAUUGUGGGUGAGUAUGCUCAAGCUGCCAAGAACGCUAUUGAGGCUGGUUUCGAUGGUGUCGAGAUUCACGGUGCCAACGGUUAUCUCAUCGAUCAGUUCAUCAACAACUCCAGCAACAACCGUACUGACAGUUAUGGUGGAUCUGUUGAGAACCGCGGUCGUUUUGCUUUGGAGGUCGUGGAUGCUGUUGUUGCAGCUGUCGGUGAGGAGCGCACUGCUAUUCGUUUCUCUCCUGGAGGUGCUUUCCAAGGUAUGGCCUCUGAUGAUGUUGAGGCAACGUGGGGUUAUUUGGUGUCCGAGUUGCAAAAGAACCAUCCUGGAUUAGCUUACUUGCAUCUCAUCGAAUCUCGCGCCAACUUCUUCUUGCCUGAUCAAAAGAACACUGUCGAUACUUUGGAGAGCUACAGAAAGAUCUGGAAGGGCCCCUUCAUUACUGCUGGUGGUUUCUCUACUUCUCUUGAGUUUGGUAACGAAAUUGCUGAGAAGACAGGUGAUUUGGUUGCUUAUGGUCGUGCUUUUAUUGCCAACCCUGAUCUCCCUGAGCGUCUUCGCAAUGGUUGGGAGUUGAACCCUUACAACAGAGAUACCUUCUACAGCCAUGAUGCCGAGGGUUACACUGAUUAUCCCUUUUACAACGAAAAGAAAUAA